Molecule: messenger RNA, 923 nt
Organism: Monodelphis domestica (gray short-tailed opossum)
Lineage: Eukaryota; Metazoa; Chordata; Mammalia; Didelphimorphia; Didelphidae
Source: RefSeq, a predicted model, not a curated record
CAAAACCUCUCUCUGGAAAAACGGAGAGAGCGAGUCAGUGUCCACAAUGUCUUCGCCUACUGACGAGAAAGUAGAGACUAGAGCUGGACACCCUCCUGCGGUAAAAGCUGGUGGAAUGAGAAUUGUGCAGAAACACCCUCAUGGUGGAGAUGCUAAAGAAGAGAGGGAUAAAGAUGAUCAAGAAUGGGAAAGUACCAACCCACCUAAACCAACUGUGUACAUCUCUAGUGUUAUUGCAAGGGGUGACAAAGACGUCCCCCCUGCGGCAGCUCAAGUGGCCCACCAGAAACCUCAUCCCUCCAUGGAAAAGCACCCUCCCAGGACAACACAGCACAUCCAGCAGCCCCGCAAGAGAGGGCCUGCCCCAGUCCUGCCAGGCCGGCCCUCCCAGAGAAACAGGAUUUCUCUUAGAUUUUACAUUUAUAAAACAACAAGAAAAGGUUCAAUUUUUUUCCUGUCUAUUUCUUUAGAGAAAUUUAAGACAAAGCAAAUCAGUAGCUCUCUUUGCCUUAUGUUUCUUUGUUUACUGUCUAAAAAUAGAUUAGAUAACCAUGUAUCUUGUUUACCUAAAUGCAAACAACACUUGAAUCUCAUUCCCCCCUAAUUUAGAAUCCUUACUCAGUUUAGAUUUAUUUGCAGUGAUGUUCUUAAAAGCUAGUUUAAGUAGUACUGAAAAAGUUGCCUUUGAUUUGUACCAUAAAGUGAAGUAUGAUAUUUAAAAAAAAUUGCCUUUGAUUUGUACCAUAAAGUGAAGUAUGAUAUUUAAAAAAAAGUUGUAAUGGUUAAGAAAACAUGGGUAAUUUUAUAAUCUUAUUUUUACCGGACACUAGGGUCUUACCAUGUAGUCCAGAGGAAAAUAGGGAAGUCAAUUAAAAUUUCAUGCUGUUCGAAGACAACUGGGUGACUUGGUCCACUGAGAGCCA